Messenger RNA from Colius striatus (speckled mousebird), 1807 nucleotides. It is a transcript of the gene OAT, whose product is annotated as ornithine aminotransferase. Gene Ontology annotation, cellular component: cytoplasm. The coding region runs from base 113 to 1432 and encodes 439 amino acids. The record is from RefSeq and is a predicted model, not a curated record. Gene Ontology annotation, molecular function: L-ornithine transaminase activity; identical protein binding; pyridoxal phosphate binding. The transcript is spliced from 10 exons. Lineage: Eukaryota; Metazoa; Chordata; Aves; Coliiformes; Coliidae.
GCGAGGAGCGGUGACAGCUGCCGCGGGCCGCCUCCGCCUCUUCCCCGCGGGCUCCGGGCCGACGCGCAGCAGCAGCAGCCGCAGAUCUAUAACAGCAUACCUGAAGUCGAUAAUGUUUUCCAAGCUCAGCUGCCCUCAGAGCAUUGCUGCUCUCUAUCGAGGUGUUCAUGCUUCACUGAGUUCUGCUGCCUCAGUUGCUACCAAGAAAACCAUUCAAGGGCCUCCAUCUUCUGAUUACAUAUUUGAACGUGAGGCUAAAUAUGGAGCCCACAAUUAUCACCCACUACCUGUUGCUCUGGAAAGAGGAAAAGGUAUUUAUGUGUGGGAUGUUGAAGGUAGAAAGUAUUUUGACUUUCUGAGUGCUUACAGUGCUGUUAAUCAAGGCCACUGUCAUCCAAAGAUUGUGAAUGCUCUGAAAGCUCAGUCUGAAAAACUGACCCUUACAUCCAGAGCAUUCUACAACGAUGUGCUUGGUGAAUAUGAGGAGUUUGUCACCAAAAUGUUCAAUUAUAACAAAGUCCUUCCCAUGAACACGGGAGUGGAAGCUGGAGAAACUGCCUGUAAGUUGGCUCGGAAGUGGGCAUACACUGUGAAAGGAAUUCCUAAAUACAAAGCAAAGAUUCUUUUUGCUGCUGGCAACUUCUGGGGCAGAACCAUGUCUGCUAUCUCGAGUUCUACUGACCCAACCAGCUAUGAUGGAUUUGGACCCUUUAUGCCAGGUUUUGAAGUGAUCCCAUACAAUGACCUGCCAGCUCUUGAGCGAGCUCUUCAAGAUCCCAACGUUGCAGCUUUCAUGGUCGAACCAAUUCAAGGUGAAGCAGGUGUGGUUGUUCCUGACAAAGGUUAUCUCACAGGAGUGCGGGACCUCUGCACGAAACACAAUGUUCUAUUUAUUGCUGAUGAAGUACAGACUGGCUUGGCCAGAACAGGGAAGAUGCUGGCUGUUGACCAUGAAGAUGUGAGACCUGAUAUAGUUCUUCUUGGAAAGGCCCUUUCUGGUGGCUUGUAUCCUGUCUCAGCAGUACUGUGUGAUGAUGAAGUUAUGCUGACCAUUAAGCCAGGUGAACAUGGAUCUACAUAUGGAGGAAAUCCGUUAGCUUGCCGUGUUGCAAUGGCAGCACUGGAGGUAAUUGAAGAGGAAAACUUGGUUAAAAAUGCAGAAGUAAUGGGCAACAUCCUAAGAAACGAGCUCAUGAAGACACCAUCUGAUAUUGUGACUGCUGUAAGAGGAAGAGGACUAUUAAAUGCAAUCGUAAUUCGGGAAACUAAAGACUAUGAUGCCUGGAAGGUGUGUUUGCGGCUUCGCGACAACGGACUCCUUGCCAAACCUACCCAUGGUGACAUCAUUCGUCUGGCUCCACCCCUUGUGAUCAAGGAGGAUGAAAUCAGAGAGUGCAUCGAAAUCAUUCAUAAGACCAUUCUGUCUUUCUAAACACAUGGCUUUAAAAGUAUAUCUGCUGACUGGCCCAAGGUGGUGUGUUGAAACAUGUACGGUGAAGGCCUGCUCUUGGAGCAAGCAUCUUUCCUUUUAUCUGAGAGGACUUAACUCCUAAAGUACAGCAAUGACUUUAAGUGAUAAUGGCUCUGAGGAAAAUAAAGGAUUUAAAAGAGCUUCCAAUCUUAGAAUACUUUAAAGUGCUGAGGUUCUGUUCAUCUAGUCAUGUACCUAGUGAACAGUGAAGUAAGAAUGUCUGAGGGGAGAUAUCUGUCAAGAUGUGUUUGGUUGUUCAAAGUCUUGCCCAAAGUUUAAGUGUAAUUAAUAUAUUAUUAAAGGUUGCUUUGCACUCUCAUGUCACUCUCCAAAACA